Strongylocentrotus purpuratus (purple sea urchin) is the source of this 5566-nucleotide messenger RNA. Its product is annotated as cartilage oligomeric matrix protein. Gene Ontology annotation, cellular component: extracellular region. The transcript has 24 exons. Gene Ontology annotation, biological process: cell adhesion. The record is from RefSeq and is a predicted model, not a curated record. Gene Ontology annotation, molecular function: calcium ion binding. The coding region runs from base 722 to 3688 and encodes 988 amino acids. Lineage: Eukaryota; Metazoa; Echinodermata; Echinoidea; Camarodonta; Strongylocentrotidae.
CAUAUCGGGCAUUUAUGGCUUUUCUUCAUCUUGUCUCUUACUAAUUCUGCUUCCCACGUAUAUGAUAUUAAAUUGUAUCGUCUCAAAUGUUUUACUCUCUUUUCUAAUUUCCGAUUCAAUACUCCAUUGGUCUGCAUCUCUUCUUUUCUUAGUUUAUCCGUCCAUUCAAAACGCAUGAUUCUUGUCACCUCUCUCCCCUCUUCCUCGAACCCAUACCGUGAGCAACAAGCCAUGACCCCGGCCCAACCUGGACCGGUACCGGAUAUAUUUAGACCGGUUGGCAGAGCAGACCAGGCGGCAUUCAGCUGACGCUCUUGAAAGCAGGACGUCCACACUAGGAACCUCUCCUUCCAUCGUCUACCAUCUCCACGGGCUACCAACAAACUUCAUCAGCAAAAGCAUCUAUCCACCUCUUCUUUUCUGGCAACCCUCCCAUACGCACUCGCCCGGCUCUCGCAGAUAACGGGCAUGCGAGCGCAUUCAAAAGCCAAACACCGUCACAGUUCGACGUUAUCGCAUUGACGAAGGAGCAGCGUUACAUGAAUGUUCGAUUUUGGACUUCUUCCCAUUUUUGUUUUUAGAUGGCCAAAUAUACUUGAUUUUGAGCAGAAGACGUACAAUUUGCCGGAGAGAAUCUUUGAAACCAGUGCGUUGUGACAAGUAAAAGGAAUUUAUAAGGGUUUGGCUUUUUAAAAAAGUGAGGGAAUUUUUCAACGGCACGAUGCAGUUCGGCACGUGUUCCAUCGCCUUCCUUCUGAUGCUAUCCGUGACGUCAUCGCAGAUACCAGUCUCUAUGGGCGUCGAAGCGGAUCUUUUCGACGGCUUCGGCAUCUACAACUCCCGAAUCCCCGGGGUCUCACCCGCCCCGCAGGAGAACUCUAACAUCUACGGCGAUGCCUUCUUCUUCAACGGCAUAAGCAUUCGUUAUCCCAUCAUCGCCAACCAAGAAUUCUUCAAGAAGUUCGCUAAGGAGAUGCGGAAGAAUGAGGAUGUAUACUUCGUGAUUCGAUCACGGCUUGCUCCUCGGCAUCAUGGAGUCUUAUUCGGAGUGUACUCGAGUAAUUACUACUCACAGGACACCUUCAGAACGCCACUUAGGUUUGAGCUGUCCUACAAUGGCACAAAUGGAGGAAAAUUGGUCCUCAAAUACCGCGUCGGAGAUCAGCAACGCCAGGCGGAGUUCCCCAACCUCCUCGUGGUUGACGGUGAUUGGCACACCAUUAUCCUCCAGUUCCACACCGAACGAUCCAGCACGACCCUCACACUCUAUGUCGACUGCCGGCUCGCUAAUCAGAUGAAGAUAGGGGAUAAGUUAUCCAGGGUCUUCUCUCGAACGGUGAUCGACGGUUCAGAGAUGAGGCUGGGUCAGGCUGGUUACGGCAUGACUGCAAACCCACUGAAGGGUACGAUUCAGAAUGUUAGGUUCAUGUAUGGAGGUCCAAUAGGAGAUGUGCUCCACUCACUCUCAUGCAGUCUGUCUACGGAACCUAAGCCACUUGAUGCUGAUGGAUGGCCUGGAGCGACUAUUUUGAUGGACGCCUUUCAAUCCUUGUCUAGUACACUCAUGGUCUUGAAAAACGGCAUGGAUGACCAGACCCGUGAGAUCCGACAUCUAAGGAAUACCCUCGAAAACUGCAGAAUGUGUGAGCGAACCGAUUAUUUUACCUCAGGUCCUCAGACAAUCAUCACACAUGGGUGUAGCUCGAAUCCUUGCUUCCCCGAUGUUAUGUGCUUUGAUGAGCCCGAUGGUCUGGGAUACAGGUGCGGUCCUUGCCCCGCUGGCUACCGAGGAAACGGCUCCUACUGUUACGAUAUCAACGAGUGUAUUGAAGCUUACCCGUGUUCAGACGUAGUAGAGUGUAUCAACCUAGUCCCAGGGUUCCGCUGUCCACCAUGUCCUGAAGGAUUCAUCGGUCUUGGAUUAGAAGGAAUCGGUCUUGAAGCUGCUGUUAGGAACAGACAGGUUUGCGAUGAUAUCAAUGAGUGCGAAAGAAACAAUGGUGACUGCGUGCCAAACUCUUACUGCAUCAACACAAGGGGUUCACACAUCUGCGGUGACUGCAAGCACGGGUUUGAAGGCAACCAAACGGUUGGAUGUAAGCAGAAGAAUACAUGUCCUAAUGGAGAACGCAGUCCCUGUCACCCCAAGGCUAAAUGCAUCAUACACAGGAAUAACGCUUAUACGUGCGAGUGUAUCAUUGGGUGGGCCGGUGACGGCUACGAUUGCGCUCUUGAUACCGAUCUGGACGGCUAUCCUGAUUACGCUCUUCCAUGUACCGACAAGCAUUGCAGAGCUGACAAUUGCGUAUAUAUUCCUAACAGCGGACAGGAGAAUCAAGAUGGCGACGAAAUGGGUGACAUUUGUGACCCGGAUGCAGACAAUGAUGGAGUUCCUAAUGGUCCGGAUAACUGCCCUCUGGUGGCGAACCCUGAUCAAGUGAAUAGCCAAGACGAUGACCCGGUGGGCGAAAGAUGUGAUAACUGUCCGAUGACGCCUAACCCCAAGCAGAUUGAUACCGAUGCAGACGGCAAGGGUGACGAGUGCGACGACGAUAAGGACAAUGAUGGUAUCCUAAACAUCUACGAUAACUGUGAACUUGUUCCGAACAGGAUGCAAGAUGAUACUGAUGGGGAUGGUCUCGGUGACGCUUGUGAUAACUGUCCCAUGCAAUACAAUCCAGACCAGAAUAACACGGAUUCUGAUUUGCUUGGAGAUAUCUGCGAUAACAAUGAGGAUUCGGACGACGAUGGUAUUCAGGACAACUUGGACAACUGCCCCAAAAUCCCAAACAACCCUCAGCUAGACUCCGACGGUGAUGGCAGGGGUGAUGCAUGCGACGACGAUGACGACAGCGACGGUGUUUAUGACAUCGUAGACAACUGUAGGAUCAUUCAUAACCCUGACCAAGCAGAUUAUAAUCAGGAUGGCAUCGGUGAUAUGUGCGACAGUGAUUUCGAUCGUGACGGCGUGGAUGAUCAAUAUGAUGCCUGUCCUGAGAACCCUAAUAUAUUCACCACCGAUCUCAGAACCUAUCAGACUGUGGUCCUAGAUCCAGAGGGUGAAGCUCAAGUCGAUCCUAAGUGGAUUGUCUUUGACGAGGGUCGUCAGAUCAUGCAAACCAUCAACAGCGAUCCCGGCUUAGCCAUCUCUUACCAAGCCUUCGACGGUGUGGACUUCGAAGGAACCUUCUUUGUGAACACCCGAACUGAUGAUGACUUCGCAGGUUUUGUCUUUGGUUACCAGGAUUCGGCUAGUUUCUACGUCCUGAUGUGGAAGCAGGGUCCACAGACCUAUUGGGAAGCUUCCCCAUUCAGGGCCGUCGGUGAACCGGGCUUCCAACUUAAGGUUAUCAAAUCCGAUACUGGUCCAGGUGAGAUGAUGAGGAACGCUCUGUGGCAUACGGGAGAUACACCGGGACAGUCACGUCUUCUGUGGAAGGACCCGAAUAACCAUGGUUGGAAGGAUCACGUGGCCUACAGGUGGAGAGUCGUCCACAGGCCUUCGAUAGGUCUCAUCAGGGUAAAGCUGUACGAAGCAGACAGUCUGGUAGCGGACUCUGGGUUCCUCCGAGACACAACGAUGAGAGGUGGAAGGAUCGGUCUGUUCUGCUUCUCACAAGAAGAUAUCAUCUGGGCCAGAAUAACCUACAAAUGUAAUGAUGAUAUACCGGAGGGUGUUACCUUCUGAGGGGCGAAACCAUCUCCGUCCUGAAAGCGACUUGCCGACAAUAUAAAUCGUAUUCAAGCCAUCAUCGUAAAACAUCCAACAAACCUUUACAGAAAGAAGAGUAACACUUUAAUUAUGUACUUCUGGACAACCGAAAAAACUCCUAAUUUCUGACGUCAGGACGAGGGGGAGUUUGGCGUAAUUUAGUCACUGGCCGAAUGCCCAUUUUUACCUGUAAUUUGCACAAAAUUUGACUUGACGUGGAUCAUUGAUAUUAGGAUUUACAUUUGUAUGAUGCUUUUAAGAAGAGAGGAAGGCAGUUUGUUGCCGAAUUGACGAAUGGUCUUAAUUCAUAGCCGAAGAACUUUUAAGAGCAAUCUCACUGACGAUUGCAUAGGAAAGGAGAAAUAUUUUAUGCAGAGUGUAAAAAUUAAAGUGUAAAACUUGUAUUCUAAUCAUUUUUUAACUGCUCCUGGAUCAGGAUUUUUUCUUAUUAUGCCACCUUGCGUUGGAAGUACUUGAGAAAAAUAUUAUUUGAUUUAUAGAUUUAUGUAUUUGACUUCUUUCAUAGAAAUUAAAGAAAAGUAAACUUUGUGAAAACGUUUUUUUUUCCUUCUUCCUUUUUUUCUUCUACGAUAUCUUUAGAUCUUGUUAUUUCAUAAAAUAUAUUUUAAUUAACUCUAUGUUUUGUCUAAAAGGAUUGUUUGGCGUUCUCUGAAUAUUUUUCUUCUAAAGUACGCUAAUUCAGUAUGAAACAUGGUUGAUUUACACCCAAAGGAAUAAUUGAGAAUUUUUUAAAUAUAGAAUUUAUAUUUUUUCUUCUUAUCGUAAAGGUGAAAUUAAACCCAGCUCAUGUGGUGAAAUGACGGUGAAUAAAGUAAGAAUCAAUGAAUUUGUCAGAGUGUUCAAGCGAACAAAAGAGUUAUUUAUGUUUUGAAUAUUAAUUACAUUAUGAUGAUAUUAAUACAAUUUUAAAGAGGCAAGUUUAAUCGAUAUAGAAACGCAGCUUAAACAUAAAUUUAAGUUAUAACAUGGAAAUAUCACUAAGGUCACAAACCUGUUUGAUAUUGAUAUAUGUAAUAUUUUUAUCGUGCAAUUGAUGAGUUUUACUUCUUUAUGUAAGUACAGACGUACGAAUAGGGCAGGGUUUAGGCGACAUCCGGUUUGUGUCAUUUAAUUAAUUUAUCUAUUAAUUUGUUUAUUAUACAUAUUGUACAUAUGUUUGAGAAUGAUUAGACAAUGUAAAUGUGCAUGUAUUUGUGUUGAAAUUAGUUUUAAUACUCAACGACAGCCCUAAAAUGUAUUGAAAUAUUCAAAGGAUCUAAACACAGAUUUUGUGAAACUUUAUUUGUUAGGUCAAAUUAAAAAAAACAUAAAUAUUCAACAAGUUUCAGAGAAAAGCAGUUUUUGUAAUGAUUGAAAAGAACAAUGUACGUUAGUUAAACUACAUUAAUCAAAAUAUUAAUUAUACUUCAAGUAUCUAAAAUAUGAUUUUGUAAUCAUUCUAAAAAUGUAUAUUGAGCUCGAAAUAAUGCAACAAUGAAAUAAUCCUGAAAUAAAAAAUGAAGACGAUCAUUGUUUUGUCUAGGGGGGGGGGGGUCCAUUAGUUUGGUUGCACAAAAUAGAGAAGAAAAAUAUUCAUUACCUUAGCUUCAUGCUCUCCCCCUUUGAAGUUGCAAAUGCUUAUUCUGAACUUUUCGACUGUACAUUUUCUGACUUCUACCGAUUGUCCCUGAUGACAUUUCCUGAAUCUUACAUCUUAUCUAUAGAUUAUCUUUAUCAUGCUUAUGAACGCGUUACGUAUGAACAUAUAAUUAAUUGUUCUAAUUGACUUUUUAUCGAUCUGUACUUCUUUCUGUUUGGAAAAUUGAAUAAGAAUAUAAAGUACUUUCCAACAAA